Molecule: messenger RNA, 1124 nt
Organism: Chaetomium fimeti
Lineage: Eukaryota; Fungi; Ascomycota; Sordariomycetes; Sordariales; Chaetomiaceae
Exons: 1
Coding region: 164-1003 (279 amino acids)
Molecular function (GO): metal ion binding; RNA binding
Source: RefSeq, a predicted model, not a curated record
GUCUCAACCACAUCUUUGACCACUGGCACCAGACAAUAAGAACAACCCCGCGACCGAUAAAAGCCCACACACACAAACCCCAUAAAACCACAGAGAUACGAAGCCCGCAUCCAGCGCAUUGAGAUACAACCAGCAAAACACACACUCCUCCCCAACCGCCACCAUGGCAACAACCGACACCCUCCCUGUCGGGAGCACUCCGCCCUCCUCCCUCGCCUCGCGCCUCCUCACGCACGGCGCGCCCAGCUACACCUUCACAUUCACCCCCUUCCUCCAGCGCACCUACCAACACAGCCUCCCCGCCGACCGACCCAUCUGCAAAGCCUUCCUCUCCGGCUCCUGCCCACUCAAAUCGCACUGCCCCGACCGGCACACCACCCCCGCCGGGACCACCACAACCGGCCACGGCGGCGGACGAGAGGGUGGUGGAGGAUUUGGAUCAUUAGUCUGCAAGCACUGGCUGCGGGGCCUCUGCAAGAAGGGCUCGAGCUGCGAGUUCCUGCACGAGUACAACCUGCGCAAGAUGCCCGAGUGCAACUUCUUCGUGCGCAACGGGUACUGCAGCAACGGCGACGAGUGCCUGUACCUGCACAUCGACCCCUCCUCGCGCCUGCCGCCCUGCCCCCACUACGAGCGCGGCUUCUGCCCGCUCGGCCCGCGCUGCGACAAGAAGCACGUGCGCCGCCGCCUGUGCCCGUACUACCUCGCCGGGUUCUGUCCCGAUGGGCGGGCCUGUCGUGCGGGCGCGCAUCCGCGCUGGCCGAAGGAGGGGGAUCUGGAGAAGCCGAGGGUGAAGGAGGAGAGGCCGAAGGAGGAGAUGGCGGCGGAGGAGAGGGAGAGGGAGCGGGAGAGGGAGAUGCAGAUGCAGAGGGAUAUGGAGAGGGGUGGGAGGGAUAGGGAUGGGGAGAGGGGUCAUGAUGGGCGGCAUAAAGAUCGGUUUGGUGGUGGGAGAGGUGGGAGGUGGAGGGGGAAGGGCGGCCGGUUCCGGGGGAGGGGCCAUUAGAGAGGGGGUCGCUUUACGGAGUCAUCCGCGAGAUUGGGCACCGGUUAGAGACUGUAGUGGUUAUUGCCAUUCGGUUCCCUUGAUACAUGUGUCUGUCUCUCAUCAAUAUAAUUAUGUAUGG